This is a messenger RNA of Cyphellophora europaea CBS 101466, 129 nucleotides long. RefSeq lists its product as uncharacterized. Gene Ontology annotation, biological process: regulation of transcription by RNA polymerase II. The annotation marks the transcript as partial. The record is from RefSeq and is a predicted model, not a curated record. Gene Ontology annotation, molecular function: DNA-binding transcription activator activity, RNA polymerase II-specific; zinc ion binding. Lineage: Eukaryota; Fungi; Ascomycota; Eurotiomycetes; Chaetothyriales; Cyphellophoraceae. The transcript has a single exon.
AUGCCUUCCAGACGGACCCACACGAAGUCUCGGAAUGGCUGUGAUGUCUGCCGUACUCGCCGGAUUAAAUGCGAUGAAACGGGACCACCCUGCGGGAAAUGUGCGGUCCGACAUCUCGAUUGUCAAUAC